Molecule: messenger RNA, 351 nt
Organism: Aspergillus clavatus NRRL 1
Lineage: Eukaryota; Fungi; Ascomycota; Eurotiomycetes; Eurotiales; Aspergillaceae
Exons: 2
Coding region: 1-351 (116 amino acids)
Source: RefSeq, a predicted model, not a curated record
AUGCCAAACAUCAGCCUGUCUCGUGCAGUGUCUCGUCCAAAUCCGAAUGCCUACAGAAAGAGCGCACAGGGUAAUGCAUGGCCUAAAGGGUUCCAUAUUGAGAAGACGAGCGAUAUACCCAAGUAUGAAACAACAAACGACGAUGCAAAAGUCUGGCAACACACAUCAAAUCAGCAACCACCGACAACACGGCCUGCUGUUGCGGACUCAAACAAGAACCAUAUCUAUUACAGCCUCAAGAAGUACAGGGAGGGCCCAAACCCAGAGAGCGGCGAACUGGGUAAGGAUUAUGACUCGGAAGAAGUCAAGACUCACAACAGGGAUGUGGACUACAGACAUCGCAAUGAUUGA